AUGGAGACUCACACUCAGCCAGAACCUCAACCUCAGACUCAACCUCAGACUCAACUUCUAAAUCAAAAAGCAAUGGAUCUCCAAUAUCUCUCGCAAGCCCUCGACCUGGCGCGCCUGUCUCCUCCCAAACCAACCAACUUCCGCGUCGGAUGUGUUAUUGUGGCAUUUCCCCUUACUACUAGUAGCGGUGGUAGUGGUGGUGGUAGCAAUAGUAGUGCAUCCGAACCCCAGCUUCAAGUCGGACAUCAAUCUCAAGACGGACAUCAAUCUCAAGUUUCGGCGCAAUCUCAAGUCAUCAAACCACCUUCAAUCCUAUCAACAGGCUACACGCUCGAACUACCCGGAAACACCCACGCCGAGCAGAACGCGCUGGCGAAACUCGCGGCACGCCACAACCUCCCGGAAUCCCAGGUCGGGGAGUGUCCCGAGUUUCUGGAACCUGGGGUUCAAGUGGUGCUGUAUACCACGCUCGAACCGUGUGCGAAGAGGUUGAGUGGGAAUUUGCCUUGCGUUGAGAGGAUUCUUGGGACGAGAAGAAAGACGAGGACGACGAGGACGACGACGAUGGGGAGUCAAGGAGGUGGUAGUGAUGAGGAUACUUCUGGCGGUAUCUCUGUGACUGCUACUCCUACUACUCCUCCUUCUACUGCUACUCCCACUACUCCUCCUUCUACUGCUACUCCCACUACUCAUACCUUCAUCUCUGGUAUCCAUAGAGUCGUCUAUGGUGCCAAAGAACCAGAUACGUUUGUGCAAAAGUCCGUGGCGACACGGGUUCUCGAAGACGCUGGGAUCGAGGUGGAUUAUGUGGGCGAUUUGGAGGACGAGAUUUUGCGUGUUGCUAUGCAGGGACAUGUGCCUGCUAAGGAGGUGGAUGGUGGUACUAGUGGGAAUACUACUACUCCGACUACUGCUGCGAAUGCCAAUUCUACGAGUCAGAGUCAGAACCAGAGUCAAAACCAGAGUCAAAGCACAGGUUCAACUACAACUCAGCACGACCACCACCACACAGAAACUAAUAUCGACGAUAUCACUCCCGAAGAACGCAGACGACAGGAAGCUCUGCCGCGGAAUCCCAAGAAGAGGAUGAUGGAGGUGGAUAUACCUCCCAGGGCAUGA
This is a messenger RNA of Capronia coronata CBS 617.96, 1119 nucleotides long. RefSeq lists its product as uncharacterized. NCBI's taxonomy places the organism in Eukaryota, Fungi, Ascomycota, Eurotiomycetes, Chaetothyriales, Herpotrichiellaceae. Bases 1 to 1119 code for a protein of 372 amino acids. Gene Ontology annotation, molecular function: catalytic activity. The transcript has a single exon. The record is from RefSeq and is a predicted model, not a curated record.